CGGCCACAGUGCGAUCAGAGUCCGCAUCAGUACCGGAUCUUUUCCGCUACACACCGACACGCGGGCCACACGCUACACUUCUCUUGCCGUCUUUUUUUCCCCUCCCCCGCCAGUUUUCCUCCCUCGUUUUUUCGGCUCUUUUUUUUUUUGGUUUUUUCCGACCGACUUACAAAAAAAAAACACUUCCGCAAAGUCGUCGCCGUCGUCCCGCAACUCCAUUAUUAUUAUUAUCAUCGCAUAUCGUCCGGCGGCCCGUAAGGAGUGCAUUUUCUACAAGCGUUUAUCGCUUUAUCCGAUGCGAUCGUCUUCCGGUUGACCACCGGACGGUCGUGUGACGACCACCACUAAGCCGCCGCCGUCGUCUUUUGCCGCCCGGCGGGCACCGCGGUCCCAGCGCCAUCAGCCAUCACGUACUGCUAUACGUACCCGGGGGCACUGCACGUAGCCGGAGAGCAACAGCCGUCGACGCUGCGGACUUGUUGCGCGCACUGUUGCUCACCCGUCGCCGCAGCCGUCACCACUGCCGCCGCCGCCACCGCCGCCGCCGCCGCAUACCACCACGUAUAUCAGCCGGCAACUGUACCGCCGCCGCCGCCGCCGCAGCCUCUUCGGCAACAGUUACAACAACAGCAACAACACUAUCAACUGGCCAUCGCCGUGACGCCGCAGCCAAAGACACCGCAGCCGCCGCACGUCGGCCUUUACCUGGCCGCCGCCAACACGUCGUACCCGCAACAGUACAGAGAAGUUAUCACGACGGCACCGCCAACAGCAACGAUCGCCACGCCGGCGGCCGCCGCCGUGCAGGACGACGUAGAGAUGCGUGGGUCUGACGAGAUGGUCACAUCGCCGGGGGUCGAAGGAGGACCCGUCAGCAACGGAGACACGAUGGGACCCAAUCACGUGGACAACAACAACGACGCGAAAAAAGUCAAACUAGACAAAACUGCCAACAACAAACCGUCACGUGUGAUACACAUACGCAACAUACCCAACGACGUCACCGAAGCCGAGGUCAUACAUUUGGGCAUACCGUUCGGCAAAGUCACCAACGUGUUGGUGUUGAAAGGCAAGAACCAGGCUUUUCUGGAAAUGGCGGACGAGACUUCGGCGUCGGCCAUGGUGACGUACUUUACUACUUGCACUGCUCAGCUACGCGGACGAGCCGUCUUCAUACAGUUCAGCAACCACAAGGAACUGAAAACCGACCAGACCCACAGUAACGCGAACGCGUCGGCCCAAGCGGCUCUACAAGCAGCCCAGGCGUUGGCCGGUCAAAGCGACGUGCAAGGAGGUCCGAACACCGUCUUACGGGUCAUCGUCGAACAUAUGGUAUUCCCGAUCAGCUUAGACGUCCUGUACGAGAUUUUCUCCCGUUACGGCAAAGUAUUGAAAAUCGUCACGUUCACCAAAAACAAUUCGUUCCAAGUGUUGAUCCAGUAUCCAGAUGUGGUGACCGCGCAAUCCGCAAAAUUGUCAUUGGACGGACAAAAUCUGUUCCAUACCGGUCAUUUGUUUGACCUGUCGCAUUUGAAUAACUCUUUGGACGGCCAAAACAUAUACACGUCGUGCUGCAAGCUUCGCAUCGAAUAUUCGAAAUUGUCCAGUCUGAACGUUAAGUACAACAACGACAAGUCCCGCGACUACACCAACCCGACGUUGCCCAACGGCGACAACACUGUAAUGGAGACCCUGGCCGCUCUGGGCGUGGACCCUGUGACCAGUAACCAGCUGCUGCCGCACCAGAUCAGCUUGCUGCUGUCGUCCGGAGUGCCCAACGGUGCGGGAUUGCCCCAGGCCCGCCGACAACUGGCCACCAACGCCGACCACAGUCGUCUUGCAGGCAGUCCGGGUAUGUUGACGCAGUCGUUUAAUGCCGUCCACGGACUCACAUCGCCGUUGGCCACUUCCUUCGGCAACUCACCGGUGUCAAGUAUGCCGCUCGGGUUCACGUUACCCGGUGGUUCGUUGGCGGCCAGUACCCUCAGGCUUCCCGGCCAAAUGACCGGCCAGACGUGCGUGCUGCUCGUCAGCAAUUUAAACGAAGAGAUGGUCACGCCAGACGCUAUUUUCACUUUGUUUGGCGUCUAUGGAGAUGUGUUACGCGUAAAGAUCCUCUACAAUAAAAAAGACGGAGCUUUGGUCCAGAUGGCUGAACCUCAACAAGCACAUUUGGCCAUGUUACAUUUGGACAAAGUUCGUUUGUACGGCAAAUACAUACGAGUAAUGCAGUCCAAAUACCAGACGGUCCAGCUGCCCAAAGAGGGUCAGCCCGAUUCCGGACUGACUAAGGACUACACGUCUUCACCCCUGCACCGAUUCAAGAAACCGGGCUCGAAAAACUACCAAAACAUUUAUCCUCCGUCGUCUACUCUACAUUUGUCAAAUAUACCGACAACAUUAUCGGAAGACUUCCUGAAGACUGCUUUCGAAAACAACGGUUUUACCGUUAAAGACUUCAAAUUUUUCCCUAAAGACCGUAAGAUGGCACUUAUCCAAAUGGAAUCUUUGGAGGAAGCGGUCGCCGCAUUGAUUAAAAUGCACAAUUAUCGACUCAGCGAACAAAAUCACUUGCGUGUGUCGUUCUCAAAGUCCAACAUCCAGCCGGAUGUGCUGACGCCUAACUAAGAGAUCCCACUUCCCCUACGCUUUAAAAGUUACUUGGACAGUGUUGUGUCGCGCACAACAGUCAACGAUCUUUAUGAACACGACCGGGUGUUUUACAAGUAUUUUUUAUUUUUAUUAUUAUUAUAAUUAUUGUUUCAUAUUUUAAAUGUAUUCGUAAAACAGUAUUAUUUUUUAAAUUUUAUUAUUAUUAUUAUUCUGAUUUUUUUCUUUUUUUUUUUUACACAAUUAACUUUUAAUGUUUCUAUUUACUUAUUUUUCCUAUAGUAUUAUUUUUUAUUCGAAUAGUAUUUAAAUGUUGAUGUUUUUUUUCCAUCAUUCCUCUAAGUGUCUAUAUACUUGUGUAUUAUUUAUAAUUUAUAUCAUAUGUGUAUGUUGUGUAAUAACGUUUUUAAGAAGGCCGACUUUUGUGGCCGUAAAAAUAAUAUUUAUGAUUUUUGAAGAAAAAAAUUAUUUUUAGUUAAUAGAGAAAUCGUCACCAAAGGAUGCGAUAAAAAUGUAUAUUGAGCAAUCGCACUUUAUUUGUAUGUCAUUUUCAUGCGUAUUAGAAAUUUUUAACAUUUAUUUAUUUAUACUAUACUUAUACUAUUAUUCUUUUAUAUUCUGCUCUACAAUUAUGUUUUAUUUUUUAGCUUAAAACGGUUUUCUUUUUUUUAUACGAGUAAUUUUUAAUGAUUUGUUUAGAUCAAUAAACUGUUUAUUUUUUAUUUUUUUUAUUUUUUUAUUUUUUUCUGUGCGGUAACAAUUUGCGUUUUUGUUUUCAUUUUAUUUAAUAACUAAUUUAUAUAAUAUUUUUGAGAAUCUGAUUUUCUGAAAAAAAAAUCUUAUUCUUUUUACGAUACUAUACCUUUUAUCCAGAGCAAUGUAAACCCUCACGAGUUCACAUCGUAAUACUGCAAAGAAUUUGAAUUUUUACCGUACAGCGUUUUGUUAUUAUUUCUCCACCGUUGCGCUUUUAUUAUUUAAUUAUUAUUUUCCUCGUUUUGCUUUUCCGAUUUUCCUUUUGGUUUUUAUAUUAUUUGUUGUUUAGUAGAAAAGAAGCAGACAUAUCGCAAAUCAACUAUCACAAUCAUUUCUGUAAUAUAUCUAAAAAAAACUUACAAUAUUAUCUUACUGUUAAUUUUUUUUUUUUUUAAUUAUUAAUAUUAUUCGAUUUUUACUUAGUUAAGUUUUAAGUCGGAGUGUUGUUUUAACAAAUUUAUGUGAAAGCGAAUAGCUUAAGAGUAGACGACAGGAAAAUGUUAGUUUUUUUUUAGACACAAUUAUUUGUUAUGUUAUAAUAAACUAAGGGUUUUUUUUUUUUUAAAAAAUUACUCUGUAGCUGUUAGUCAUAAUAAUAAUAAUAAUUAACUCGUUAAGAAUGAAUGCCAAUGUGACAAUCAAAAUUCUAAACGACGUGUACGCUAAUCGCGCGUAACGUCUAUACUGUUCUUGAAAAAACUCGAUGGGCAGACGAUAAUACCAAAGUUAUACACGAUGCGACGAUUAUUGAUAUUCUUUGGUGAUAUUUAUUGUGUGCCCACGUCUUGAAUUUUUCGUUUUUCUCAUUAUUAUUAAUUAUCUUAAUCGUAUUAAUAUUAAUUAAUUAAACAAACUUAGUUUUUACCUUCGAUGGUGUCCUCGAAUUCUGUUAUCCAAUCAACGAUGGCCGUCUUCAUCCUACCCAUGUCAAUUUGUGCGCACUUUACUAUGCGUCACUCGCAAUAAUGAUUCAUUAUUAUUAAAAUUGUCAUUUAUUUAGUUUAGACAUGUAUUUAUAUAUUUAGUGCAUAACAACGUUCACAACAAUCAUCGUAGCUAAUUUACGGUAUUUUAACUAGGACAAUCUUUUGUUUGGGUUCGCCUCGUGUGGAGCCGGACACGUUUAGAUAUUAUUAUUAUUAUGUAUUUGAAUUAAGAGAGUGACAUAUUAUUAUUAUUAUUAUUCUCGAUCCGAUCCCACCAGUAUAAAAUAUUGAAGUUAGUAGUUGAAUAUGAUUAAAUGUUAUUAUUAAUGUAUAUUAUUAUUAUUAUUAUAAAUGAAUCGUUUAGUUAUUCUAUAAUGAGAUAAAAAUUAAUUAUAUAUUAUAUUUAAUAUAUAACGUGUAGGCAUCAUGUACUAGAUAUGAGUUUUGUUUCACACUAUGUACUAGGUCUUGUAAAAAACCAUUUAUAAGCGUAAACAAAUUAUUAAUAACGAUAAUAAGAAUAAUACUUAGUCGAAGCACAAGCAGUUCUGUCUCACACUUAAAGUAUGUUUUAAUCUUUUUGAUGUUUCUGCAUGUUUUUUUUUUUUACACUAUCGUACAAUAUCUCAGUGACUCUCACGACACUCGACACGACUUGGGGGUAAUUUUUAACAGUAGCCAUCAGAAAAUGUUAACCCCAAGACACUUACUCUUAUCGUAUCUCGCGUGUACGGGAAAGGUUGUUUGAAAAACUCCACUUAUGGUUUGAGACGGUUAUUUAAGACGAAAUCAAACAAAAAGAUUAAAAUUAACUAGUUUAUUUUACAAAAAAAAAAUAAA
Messenger RNA from Adelges cooleyi (spruce gall adelgid), 5132 nucleotides. It is a transcript of the gene heph, whose product is annotated as polypyrimidine tract-binding protein 1. Gene Ontology annotation, cellular component: nucleus. The transcript has 16 exons. The record is from RefSeq and is a predicted model, not a curated record. Gene Ontology annotation, molecular function: mRNA binding. Gene Ontology annotation, biological process: regulation of RNA splicing; mRNA processing. Lineage: Eukaryota; Metazoa; Arthropoda; Insecta; Hemiptera; Adelgidae. The coding region runs from base 820 to 2628 and encodes 602 amino acids.